AUGCAGGCAAUCAAUGAGUUUUGCUCCAUGAACAAAAUUUGCCGCCGCUUUGAGAAACAGGGGCCGGAUAAAGAGGAGGAGAAACCGGAUCAGAAUUGUCAGAAAACUUCUUCGCCGGAAGACGGAGAAAAGGGCGCGGCCGUCAUUUUCUCCCUCCGGAACCAAGUUGGAGGAUUGAUCAGGGCUCUCCGCGUUUUUCAGGAAAAUAACGUCAAUGUGGUUCACAUCGAGUCUCGCAAAUCGAGGAAGAGGCCUUCCCAGUACGAAAUCUACGUCGAUGUGCAAUGUGAACAAACCCAAAUCAACGACCUGUUGCACAAUCUCGAGCACGAGGUGGAGUGCGUAUCUUUGGGAGAAUUCGAAAAAGGUCAAGUCGACAUUGCGUCAGUACCUCCGCAGACUCCUACCAGCCCAGGAAUCGAACUCAGUUUUGAUGGAAUGCCUUGGUUCCCGCGCAAGAUGUCUGAUUUAGACAAAUCGGCAAACCGAGUGCUGAUGUACGGUACAGAAUUAGACGCUGACCAUCCGGGUUUUAAGGAUAGUACCUACCGAAAACGUCGAAAGCAUUUUACUGACAUAGCACUUGCAUACAAACACGAUCAGAUUAUUCCUUAUGUUCAAUAUACUGAAGAAGAAAUAAAAACUUGGGGAACUGUGUUUAGUCAUCUAAAGAAACUCUAUCCAACUCAUGCAUGCAAAGAAUUUAUGGAAAAUUUCAAUCUUCUCAUCAAAUUUUGCGGCUACAGAAAUGAUAACAUACCACAAUUGGAAGAUGUUAGCCGUUUUUUGAAACAAAGAACUGGUUUUCAGUUACGACCUGUUGCUGGCUAUCUGUCAUCCCGGGACUUUUUGGCGGGAUUGGCGUUCCGUGUUUUUCAUUGCACUCAAUAUAUUCGACACAGCUCGGAUCCUUUCUACACACCGGAGCCAGAUUGUUGCCACGAGCUGCUUGGUCACAUUCCCCUACUUGCUGACGCCAGCUUUGCUCAGUUUUCUCAGGAAUUAGGACUGGCCUCUCUCGGGGCGUCAGACGAAGAAGUAGAUAAGUUGGCAACGUGCUACUUUUUUACUGUGGAAUUUGGCCUUUGUAAACAAGGAGGGGAGAUGAGAGUUUAUGGCGCUGGACUUCUAUCGUCUGUGGCAGAAUUGCAACAUUCAUUGUCUUCAACUGCCGCAGUGUUGCCAUUUGAACCGGAAAGAACUUGCCAACAGGAACCCCUUAUUACAACUUUUCAAGACGUGUACUUUUUUACGGAUAGUUUUGAAGAAGCAAAAGAAAAAAUGAGAGAAUUCGCCAGCACAAUCAAGCGCCCGUUCGGUCUUCGUUAUAACCCAUACACUCAAACAGUAGAAGUGUUGAGCAACACUCGCAAGAUUGCUAAUCUAGUCAGCGAGCUCAAAGGAGAUUUGUGUGUGGUGACAGCAGCCUUAAAGAAGAUUCGGGGCAAGAAAUGA
This is a messenger RNA of Uloborus diversus, 1455 nucleotides long. Its product is annotated as tryptophan 5-hydroxylase 1-like. Gene Ontology annotation, biological process: serotonin biosynthetic process; aromatic amino acid metabolic process. Gene Ontology annotation, molecular function: tryptophan 5-monooxygenase activity; iron ion binding. Lineage: Eukaryota; Metazoa; Arthropoda; Arachnida; Araneae; Uloboridae. The record is from RefSeq and is a predicted model, not a curated record. Gene Ontology annotation, cellular component: neuron projection.